Messenger RNA from Peromyscus leucopus (white-footed mouse), 2314 nucleotides. Its product is annotated as guanylate-binding protein 4-like. The transcript has 10 exons. The coding region runs from base 7 to 1872 and encodes 621 amino acids. Gene Ontology annotation, biological process: defense response to Gram-positive bacterium; defense response to protozoan. Lineage: Eukaryota; Metazoa; Chordata; Mammalia; Rodentia; Cricetidae. The record is from RefSeq and is a predicted model, not a curated record. Gene Ontology annotation, molecular function: GTPase activity; GTP binding.
GUUUUCAUGGCAUCAGAAACGAUGAAGGCCCCCAUGUGCUUGGUGGAAAAUAAGAACAAGCAGCUGUCGGUGAAUCCAGGUGCCAUCCAGAUUCUUAACAGUAUUUCUCAGCCUGUGGUGGUGGUGAGCAUUGUGGGAAUGUACCGCACAGGAAAAUCGUAUCUGAUGAACUGCCUGGCUGGACAGAACCAUGGCUUCCCUCUGGGCUCCACAGUACAGUCUCAAACCAAGGGCAUCUGGAUGUGGUGUGUGCCCCACCCCACCAAACCAAACCACACCCUCAUCCUUCUAGACACUGAGGGUCUUGGGGAUGUAGAAAAGGGUGACCCUAGGAAUGAUGCCUGGAUCUUUGCACUGGCUGUUCUUCUGAGCAGCACUUUUGUCUACAAUAGCAUGAGCACCAUCAACAACGAUGCCCUGGAGAAGCUGCAUUAUGUGACAAAACUCACAGAGCUCAUUAGAGCAAAGUCCUCCCAAAGAUCUGAUGCAAUAGAAGAUGUUAGAGAGUUUGUGAGUUUUUUUCCAGACUUUAUCUGGACUGUACGGGACUUCACCCUGGAGCUGAAGUUAGAUGGUCACUGCAUCACGGAAGAUGAAUACCUGGAGAAUGCUUUGAAACUGAUUCCAGGGCAUGGUCCCCAAAUCCAGACAUCCAACUGGCCCAGGGAAUGCAUCAGACAAUUCUUUCCCAGGAGGAAAUGUUUUGUCUUUGACUGGCCAGUGAGUGACCCACAGCUCUUAGCCAAGAUUGAGAAUAUACCAGAAAGCCAACUGAAUCCUAAAUUCCAGAAGCAAUCGAAGACUUUCUGUUCUCAUAUCUUCACCCAUGCAAGUACCAAGAAACUCAAAGAGGGAAUCCUGGUCACUGGGACUCGAUUAGGGACUCUCGUGGAGACCUAUGUGGAUGCCAUCAACAGUGGGACAAUUCCUUGCUUGGAGAAUGCAGUAAAAACACUGGCAGAGCGUGAGAACUCCAUAGCUGUACAGAGGGCAGUUGACCACUACAGUGAGCAGAUGGCCCAGCGAGUGAGGCUCCCCACAGACACACUCCAGGAGCUGCUGGAUGUGCACACAGCCUGUGAGAAGGAAGCCAUUGCUGUCUUCAUGGAGCACUCCUUCUCAGAUAACCAGUGGGAGUUCCAGAAGAAGCUUGUGGCUGCCAUAGAGGAAAGGAAGGAAGAUUUCAUGCAACGGAAUGAAGCAUCAUCUCUCAGUUACUGCCAGACUGAGCUGGAGAAGCUUUCAGAGCCCCUGAGGGAGAGCAUCUCACAUGGAGCUUUCUCUGUUCCUGGUGGGCACAGCCUCUACUUAGAAGCCAGGAAGAAGGUUAAGCAGGGUUACAAGCAAGUGCCCAGGAAGGGAGUGAAGGCAAAUGAGGUGUUCCAGAACUUCUUAAAGUCACUGAUCACUACUGAAGACUCCAUCUUGCAGUCAGAUAAAGCCCUCACUGAUGGUCAGAAAGCCACGGCAGCUGAGCAGGCCAAGAAGGAGGCAGCUAAGAAGGAACUGGAACUAACAAGGCAGCAACAGAAGGAACAAGAGCAGAUGAUGGAGGCUCAAAAGAGAACCUUUUCAGAAAACAUGGCCCAGCUGCAGAAGAAGAUGGAGAGGGAAAGGGAGACCCUUCUGAGAGAGCAGGAGAGGGUACUGGAGCACAAGCUGAAGGCACUCAAAGAACUAAUUCUUGAUGGAAUUGAGGAGAGAUGUGAUGAUUUAAAAAGAGAAAUAAAGCUAAGAGAAGAAGAGAUUGAAGACAUUAAACACAGCUCCAUUCAGGAUAUUCUUGAUAUUGCUGGCAAUAUAUUAACUGAAGCACUUCCUAUAGUGUGUAAUAUAGGGAUGCAGCUUCUCAACUCCUAUAUGAUAGGCUGAGGAUUCCUGUGAAGUAUAGUAUGAAGGCCUCUUAUGUGUUAGCAAUACUGUUAAACACACUUUUUUUCAUGUGUGUGUCAUCAUGGUUUCAUUCAACAGCCAUUUCAAAUUAAAGACAUAUCAAAGAAUGUCAGAGGCCAACAACUUCCCCACCAAAAAAUCAACUAAAAUUUCAUUUGAUAAAUAUAAAUCAUUCAUGAAAAAGAUGUAGUUAAGGCACAAGGAAAAUGGUCCACCCAUAAAUUCUCAUCAACAUAACUGCCCAACCAGGAGCUGAACAAAUACAAUAAACUUGUCAAAGUAUACAAGAAAAAGCCCUAUACCUUAUGCAAAGAACUGCAGAUAACUACAGAAGGCUAAGAGGAAGAGAAAUAGUCUUCUCCAGAGAAGAGCACACCAAUGGGUUAUCCAAUAUCAAAUGGUCAACACUGAAAAUAUACAU